AAGUGUAUGUCAUUUUCAUAAUUUAUUAUUUCUCCAAUCGCUUUUUACGUUUCUAUUUGUAAUGGUAAAGCACUCUAAUAUUCAACCCAAUCAAAAUGACCGACUUCAUUUGAAGGAUUACGAACCAGCCGAAAGUUUCGAUCUGAACAAAAUUUAUCCGAAUCUCACAAAGAAAAUGUUGUCGUUUUUCGUUGUGGUAACACUUGUCGUCCUAAUUUGGCUGAUAAUCAAAUGGCUGCUGAAAAUGUUGGCAUCGCUGGCAUGGUUAGUAACAUUAGUAUUUGUCACAAUGUAUGUUUUGCCGGAACUUCGUGGUGGAAAUUUAGAUGACGUCCUGUUAAUUUGCACAAAGAUUCUAUUUUCCGUAUUCGCUGAAAGCAAAAAACUAAUCUUCAAAUUAAUCAAGAAAUACAUGGAAACUGCGGUCGAAUACGUGAAGAGUUAGAGUGCCGAGUAAAUUGAAUUUAAUAAAUUUAAGUUAAUUCAACUGCUGAUGAUGUUUGGAUUGGUUCAGUGGUACUGAAAACAAAUUAUAUUUUUUGGGA
Molecule: messenger RNA, 545 nt
Organism: Bradysia coprophila
Lineage: Eukaryota; Metazoa; Arthropoda; Insecta; Diptera; Sciaridae
Source: RefSeq, a predicted model, not a curated record